AAAUGAGCUACAUACAAUUUGAAAGUGCCCGAGAAAAAGAUAAAGCCCGCGCAGAAUUGCGUGAGGCACGAGAGGCGAUGCUGGAAGAAGCCAAGAAGCGUGCAGUUCAAAGGGCUGAACGAGAAGCUAGCAAACAAUUGAAAGGUGAGACCAACUGGAUACAUCCGGCAGUGGAAAAGAAACUUAAGAAGAAGGAAAAAGAGCUGAGCAAACACAAAAAUAAAAAGGAUAAAAAGAAAAGUUCCAAAAACAAAAAGUCCAAGUCCAGGAAAAAGCAUAAACAUCAGUCUAGUUCCGAUGAGAGAAGCAGUAAUUCAUCGUCGUCGUCGGAGAAGAAGAAAAAACACAAGAAAUCAAAGAAAUCCUCAUCCAAGAAGAGUAAAAAGAAGAAAGCCAAUGAAGAUUGUGAGCAGGAAAAAUGGGUAGAGGCACCCAAGGCUGAAGUUUCUUUGCAGCGAGACAGCUGGAUGACAGAUGCCCUAAUGUUGAAGACAUAUUCACGCGAACGUCCAAAUAAGUCACAAGAAAAACAACAAAUCGAUACAUACGAUCCUGCAAAGAGUAGCAGAGAAUUAAAUCCAUAUUGGAAAAUAACGGGUACAGGUUUACCUGGCUUUCAGAAACCCCGAGAUGACGAUGAUCAUGAUGAUUCAAAUCGUCAUUCCGUAAGGUCAUCAACAUCUCAAAGCUCUUCUAGAGGAUGGAGGAAACCCGGUGGUGAUACCAAAGAACAAUUGAAGGAGAGUAAACCUCCUCCGGUCACAACUUCUGCUAGGAAACGAUCAGCUACACCGCCAAGUGAGAGUUCUUCAUCUUCGUCGGACAACGACGAUCAUGACAAUCAUAAUACGGAAAAGAAAGAAAGUGUUUCCACUUCCGAUUUCCUAACAGAUCAACAAAUGAACGAAUUAGCAGCGAAGAUACUUAAAGCCGAAAUUAUGGGUAAUACGGCGGCCGUUGAAGAAAUGCGUGAAAAAUUGGAAAAGGCAAGAGUACAAAGAAAUCUAUUUAAGGAAAGAAAAAAAUCGGAAAUCGCUGAGAGCCGCCAACAAAAUAGAGAGAAAUCCAAGAAAAAGGCUGAGGAGCAUGUUCUGCUCACACACACUGAUCAAUCGGGACAAAGUCGUCCUUUGCCCGCCUCGAAAUUUGUUGAUCCCAGAGAUUUGUAUGGCGGCAAAAAGAAACAAAAACGUGUCAAGACCCAUGAUGACGAGGGCCAGCGUGUCCGUUACUUUGCCGAUGAUGAUCGCUAUGACAUUAAGCAAAUGUUUGAACGGGAAAAAUAUACCACCGCGUCCCAGGCUAAUUUGGAAUUUGCAGAUCUAGCCGCUAAAAAUAAAAAUCCUAAUGACGAUUUGGAAGAUAUAUUCGCCGAAAAGAUCUGCAAAGAUGAUACAUCGCGAGAGGCGCGUAGAGAACGUGAUCGUGCUAUACGAGAGCAUCAAAGAAUGGAGGCUGUGUUGGAUAAUUGCGACAGAUGUUUUGAUUCCACAAAAAUGCAAAAGGAACUGUUGGUGUCCGUGGGAGACAAGGUAUAUCUGGCAUUACCAUGGUAUCAGGGACUUCAGACGGGUCAUUGUAUGAUUAUACCCACCCACCAUGCCACAUGUUGUACGCAAUUAGACGAAGACACCUGGGAGGAGAUAAAUGAUUUCCGUAAGGCAUUGACGAGAAUGUUUGCUGCCCAGCGUAAGGAUGUGAUUUUCUUUGAAAUUGCCAAUAGACUGCAUAGACGUCCGCAUCUUGUAAUACAUUGUAUACCCAUCAAAGAAUCCGAGGGUGAAAUGGCACCGUUCUAUUUCAAGAAAGCCAUUGAGGAAUCGGAACAUGAAUGGUGUGUCAACAAACAGUUGGUUUCGUUGCGCAACAAAUCACUGCGUAGCAGUAUACCCAAGGGUCUGCCAUAUUUUUGGGUAAACUUUGGCAUGGAUACUGGGUUUGCUCACGUCAUUGAAGAUGAACAACGAUUUCCGCCAAAUUUCGCCCAAGAAAUUAUUGGCGGUAUGUUGCAUUUGGAUGCAAACAAAUGGAGACGCCAACAAAAGGAACAGAAUAUAAUAACGAAAGUUAAAAUGUUUGCCGAUUGGUGGAAGAAAUAUGAUUGUACAAAAUAA
This is a messenger RNA of Musca vetustissima, 2114 nucleotides long. RefSeq names its product CWF19-like protein 2 homolog. The record is from RefSeq and is a predicted model, not a curated record. NCBI's taxonomy places the organism in Eukaryota, Metazoa, Arthropoda, Insecta, Diptera, Muscidae. The transcript has 3 exons. The coding region runs from base 3 to 2114 and encodes 703 amino acids. Gene Ontology annotation, cellular component: post-mRNA release spliceosomal complex. Gene Ontology annotation, biological process: mRNA splicing, via spliceosome.